This is a messenger RNA of Camelina sativa (false flax), 2085 nucleotides long. RefSeq lists its product as uncharacterized. NCBI's taxonomy places the organism in Eukaryota, Viridiplantae, Streptophyta, Magnoliopsida, Brassicales, Brassicaceae. Gene Ontology annotation, molecular function: zinc ion binding; nucleic acid binding. The record is from RefSeq and is a predicted model, not a curated record.
AUGAUGGUUUUGGAAGACUAUGAAAUACAGUCUCUAAACAUGGUUGAUGUGGAAUUCAGUUAUUUACCCUUUGAUCUCAGUGUUGAUUCUCCUCCGGUUGUUAUGAUGAAUGAUCGCCAAGUGAAAAAUUUUGUUGCUUAUUGGAGAAUGAAGAAUAACAUACGGUUGUGUGUGACGUUUAAAACCACAGUGAAUGAUAGAAGUAAUAUUGAUUUGAAUAAGGAACCAAGUGAUUCAAGUGAGGGAGGCGUUGACAGUCUCCACCGUGAAAAACAGCAAAAAAUUGUGAGCAAAGCAAAACCGAAUGAUUGUAACUUCAUAACUUCUAAGGACGCUGAAGUUGGUGCUAGAUCUAUGAUGGUUGAUUCUAUGGUAAAGAAGGGGCAAUAUUUCAAAAGCAAGGAAGCUUUACAGGCAAGUUUAGAAAUUUUUGCCAUGAAGUAUAACUUCGAUUACAGAGUUACUAAAUCUGGUACAAGAUUAUGGUGUAUACGCUGUAUUGAUAAUGUUUGCAAAUGGUGUGUUCGUGCUGAGUGCUUAGAAGGGUCUACGUGUUGGAAAAUCAACAAGUAUGUGGGUAGCCAUACUUGUGCUCCUUCAAGGAAAACGAAAUUUGGUAGAACACCUUCAGCAAGAACAAUCGGGAAUCUCAUCAAACAUAAUUAUGAAGGUGUCAAGGAGGGACCUAAACCCAAUGACAUCAUUAAUAUUAUGCGUACGGAGAAUGGAUGUGAGCUAACUUAUUCCCAAGCUUGGGAAUCUCGUGAGUAUGCAGUUAACGAAGUAAGAGGAAUCCCAGAGAAAAGUUUUGCUAAGAUACCUAACUACUUGCACAUGCUAAAAGAGGCGAAUCCUGGUACGCAUACAAAUUAUGAUAUUGAUUGUGAUGGUAGAUUCAAGUAUCUAUUCAUUUCAUUUGGUCAAUCAAUAAGAGGGUUCUACAAGAAAAUUCGGAAGGUCAUUGUAGUUGACGGAACGUUUUUAAAGAACAAGUACAAAGGAGUUCUACUAGUUGCUACAGCCGUAGAUGGUAACUCUAAUUUGUAUCCAAUUGCAUUUGGGAUUGCUGAUUCUGAGAAUGAUGCUUCAUGGGAGUGGUUUUUAAUGCAGCUUAAGGUUGUUAUUGCGGAUGACAAAGAUUUAGCUUUUGUGUCAGAUCGACAUAUAUCUAUUGGUAAAAUGAUUGGAAAAAUCUACCCGUUGGCUAAACAUGGUAUUUGCAUCCACCACUUGAUAGGUAAUGUGGUUACAAAUUAUAAAGGAAGAGGUGUGGCUGGUCGUCUUGCAAAAGCGUCAAAAGCUUAUAGAGUUGCUGAGUUUGAUAAACAUUUUGCGGAAAUUUGCAAUAUCAGUCCGGCGAUUGGAGGUUAUCUACAGGAGGCUGAUGUGAAAAAAUGGGCUAGAUGUCAUUUUCUUGGAUAUAGAUAUGACAUAAACACCAACAACCCUGCUGAAUCAAUAAAUUCAGCUUUGAGAUCACCGAGAGAGUAUCCAAUCAUUCCUUUGUUAGAUAGCAUUAGAGAAAUGUUAACCCGCUGGUUUUAUGAGCGUAGGGCACAAAGUGAGCAGCAGAACGACCCUUUAACCAUUGACGUGGAGCAGAAGAUUUCUAGAAGAAUAGAGAAGGGUGAAAAGUUUAAAGCUUAUCCUAUUUCUCAAUUCAUAUUACAGAUUAAAGGUAAAGGAGUAGAUUUUAUUGUUGAUUUGGAGAAGAGGACUUGUUCAUGUGGAAAGUUCGACACAGGAAAGCUUCCUUGUAGACAUGCCAUAAAAGCAUGUUUUAGUAUUGGGAAAAGUCUGUACCCAUACGCUGAUGAUGUGUUCACUACUGCUGCAUGGAGAUCAUUGUACGAGGAAACCAUUAAUCCUAUAGGUGUUCCUGAAGAUGAAUGGUGUGUUCCCGAAACUGUUGGUGAUGUAAAAAUUGUACCACCUGAGACAAGAAGAGGAGCUGGUAGAAGAAGAAAAAGAAGAUACGAAUCAGUGGAAGACAAGAUAAGAUUGUCACAAGGAGCGAAGAGGCGUAAGUGUGGCCGUUGUGGUAAAGAAGGCCACAAUAGAUCGACAUGUGAAAACACGAUCUAA